This is a messenger RNA of Capsicum annuum, 603 nucleotides long. RefSeq lists its product as uncharacterized. Bases 1 to 603 code for a protein of 200 amino acids. The record is from RefSeq and is a predicted model, not a curated record. Gene Ontology annotation, molecular function: nucleic acid binding; zinc ion binding. NCBI's taxonomy places the organism in Eukaryota, Viridiplantae, Streptophyta, Magnoliopsida, Solanales, Solanaceae. The transcript has a single exon.
AUGACUUCUGGAAAGAACGUUUCAUUAGUGGUCUCCCUCCCCUGUUCGCAGACAAAGUUAACCAAAAUCAAAGAUAGGUUUGAAGGAAAAAUCCCUUACGGAAUUUUAACUUAUGGAGACAUCAUAAGCUUCAUUACCACCGUAGGGAUAGACCUCUGCACAGAUCUAAAACUUAAGAAGCAACUUAAGAGUGACAGUGCUUCCAAAUAUGGGUUAGGAACCUUCUGUCAAGAUUUUGGAUUUGCUAACCUUUCUUCUCCAUUUAGUAAGAAACAUAGGAAAAAAUCCUAUAAGUCUCAUAGAAAGUCCAAACCUAGAAAAGAGUCCUCAAAAAAGGAGUCUUAUAAAUCUAGUAGAAAAACUAGGAGAAAAUCCUCUAAAAAUAAGGAUGUUUGCUGGACUUGUGGUAAAACUGGCCAUAGAGCUAAAGAUUGUAGAUCUGGCAAUAAGAAUAAGCUCAACCAAUUAGGUCUCUCUGAAGAAACCAAAGAGAAAAUAUUCUCUAUAGUGGAAGACUCUUCAGACUCUUCUUACACUUCCAGCUCUUCUAGUGACGAUUAUAGUGAUGAAGAAUUUAUCAACACCGCAUAUGAAUCCGAUUGA